UGAAAACAAAUCGUGCAUGGUAGCGGCUAAAAUAAACAAUUACAUUUGAAUAAAGAUUAAAGAUUGCUGCCGAUUUAAAUCAAUUUGAGUACUUUUUGCGUAUAUUUAAUGCCGAAUGGGAAGCUGUGUUUAGACUUAAGUUGAGAAAAAUGGCAACGAGAUACUUGCCUGUUGGAUAUAAGGUAAAAGAUCUUGAAGGUGCAUAAAAUAAGUGGCGCUGGGAAUGGUUACACGAGAAAGACAACGCUGUAGUCUACGGGCGGGGAGUGAACUGGUUGAGAAAAGUGGAAGCUUGUGGAAAAGUGGUUGGAGAAGUUUGUAAGAAAACCCUGAAUUAUCAGUCUUGUGGGAAGAAGGCAUUUCGUCUCCACGCAGAGCCAGAGGACCCUAAUCACAUAAAGAAUAUAAGAACCAUCAAGACCAACCAGAUUUGAUAGCCAAUGCCAAUCACAAAAGUCAGAAAGGUCCUCAAUAUCAUGUGGACAAUCACAGACAUGUAAAAUCCAAUUCAGCCCGCACAUUUCACAGUUUUUCUAAAAUGGUGCCAAGUAUUCAGCAUAAACCAGCAUCAACAGUGAAAAACCCCAAACAUACGGAGAUCAGAUUCAGCAAACAGUUUUCUUGGAAAAGAUCAAGUUCAGAUCCAGAUUUAGUCUCAUCUGCAAAGAAAAAUGCAGUUUGCACAAAAAAUCAGAAUUUGUGUAAGAAUUCAUUUACAAAAUGUUAUAAUGAAUCUUUAAAGAAUCAUAAAUCGGAUUCCUCUACUCUUAGUCUACCUUCAAAAGAUAUGGAUAAUUUUGCCGCUGAAGCUAAAUUUUGUUUGAGAGAUCAAAGAGUUUCAGCGAUGCAGUCUAAACAUAAAAUUGUGUCUUCCCAUACAAAUGAGACUGAUUUCGUUCGAGCUAAAAUGCAAAAGACUGAGCAAGAAAUAGCUGAACUCAAAAAGAUUAUUUCAGAAAGAAGUAAGAAAGCUUCAUGUGCACAAAAGAACUCUCUAGGUGCUGCAUCAGUGGAGUCAUCUGCUGCGACUCUCUCCAUUGAUUCAACUAGAAAUAAAACGUGUGUAGAAAGGAGGCUUGAGAAUUCUGGUGAACAAAGCCAAAAUAAUUUGAGUUGCUCUAAAACAAAUAAUGGAAAACAGUUUCCAAACAAAACAAUAGUUUCUGAUUCCGUUUGCAUAUCACCAUCAAAGUCUGUCAAUACAGCCUGUCAGAACCAUGUUCCUGAAAAGGUAUCUUGUAAAACUUCCAGCUUAAAUCAGCAGUCAAUGUCACAACCGGUAAAGCUAGACAUCCAAGACAAACCAACAAGACAAAAAGCUCUUGGUAAUACUCAAAAUACAUCAAGGAUGUUAAUGAAACAGGAAGAUUCUAUUAAAAUUGAGCCUUCAAAUGUUGACAUCAAGCAUUCCAUGUCGAAUUCAAAUUCGUGCAAUCUCCUUCCCAAAUCAGAUAAUUCAUGUCCCAGCGAUAAACUUAUAUUAAAUAAUGCAGAAAGCGGAAAAUCAAAGGCAAAUUCCCCUGAUACAGUUUUAGUUAAAAUGUCAAAGUAUAAACUUCAACGUGCAGGCACAAAAGCGCUUGCAAAUGAAGAGCAAAUAAAGAACAAUGCUGGAGCAAACAGGUUACAUACAUUUGAUCAAUCAGUGACUAAUGUUGGAUAUACAUGUAGUACUAGCAGCACACAAGAAAUGGUAUAUAAACGUAGUUCUGAUCAACCACAAUUUAUUAAGAAAUCUAAAUACGCUAUUGUAAGGAAAGAAAAUCCACAAGCGAAGACUUCUCUGGACGCAGCAACUGAUGGUCACAAUUUGGCAACACAAUUUGUAAAAUUAUCAAAGUACAGUCUGAAAAGAGUAGAAUCAUUAGAGCAAAAAAGCUCUACUCCAGGUUGGUUGAAGUGUCCACCAAGCUCUGCUCAGAGAGUUGCUAGAGGUCUUCAAACCAAAUACAGAAUCAUGAAAAUGCCCGCCUACACACCAGGCAGAUGGAAAUAUAACAGACAGCACUCCAAGUACAGGGAACAAUAUCCACACCCCACAUUUUGCCAGCCAUUUAUGAAACACAAAGCAAAGCGCAACUGGGACAUGGGUUACAGGCCUUACACAAGAUUUGGUUUUAAGUACAAUACUGGCAACUUCCACACAUUCCAUAGCUAUUGGCUACAAAAAAGUUGGCUAGUCCAGACUCAAUAUCCUAAAAAGGUGGUCCACAAGCAAAAAAGGCUAAACUUGCUAAAGAAGAAUAUCCCUUUUGACCCAAGCCUUCGCUUGGACAGAAGGCGUCCAUUGAGAUCAAGGUCAAAGGGUUCCAUGUUGAGUGGUACGCCACACAGGUCUACAGUUGCAAGGCUGCAUAAAGCAGGCAUCCAAUCAAAAUAUCAGGUGGAUAAUCGUUCAUCAAGUUCCAAAAGUAAAGCCCUGUCGCCAAGGACAAGGUUUGCAGCACUGCGUCUGAUAAACAAGACAGUAGCAAGAGUGGGCUCAAAGUACCGCAAAGUCAAUAAACAGCCUCGAAAGUACUGCAUGUACUUCAACAGGUUUGGCAAGUGUAACAGGAAUGAGAAAUGUCCGUAUAUUCAUGAUCCUGAGAAGGUAGCUGUAUGCACCAGGUUUUUACGAGGCACUUGCAAGAUUAAGGGAUGCCGCUUUUCACACAAGAUCUCAAAGGAGAAGAUGCCGGUGUGCUCAUACUUCCUUAAAGGCAUUUGCAGCAGGGACGAAUGUCCGUACAGCCACGUGAACGUGAGCAGAGAUGCAGAGAUAUGUGAGGAGUUUGUCAAUGGAUACUGCAAGGAAGGGGAAAAGUGCAAGAAAAAGCAUGUGUUGGAGUGUCCCUCCUUCCACAGUACAGGGCAGUGUACCAAGGGGCCGGCAUGUAAGCUGCAGCACAGACAGGCCUCGAAAAGACAGCAGCCACCGGACAGCUUGAUGAAGGUCAUCAAGGUUGAACCAGGAACGUCCCAUGAAGGCGAGACUUUCACCAGCAUUGUUAGUGCUCCAGGAAUCAGUGAAUCGAAUGUACUGCAACCUUUCAACCAUGAAACCAAAUUACCUGCCUAUAUCUCCCUCAAACUUAUGCGUCCAGAUCCACCUGGACCAGUGGUUGUCAUUGACGAUGAUGAUAGCUCUAACACAGGGCUCAGAAUAAGGCCUCUGUUGUGACCAGGAUUGGGUACAUUUGAAAUGGUCUGAUAGUAUUUGUUCACAAUGACCAUAUUAUCAUCUACAAGUAUUUGUUCACAAUGACCAUAUUAUCAUCUACAAGUAUUUGUUCACAAUGACCAUAUUAUCAUCUACAAGUAUUUGUUCACAAUGACCAUAUUAUCAUCUACACAAUGACAAUUACCUUUAGCCGUGCUCUGUGAAAAAGGGGCUUAAUGCAUGUGGGUAAAGUAUUGUCCUAGAUUAGCCUGGGAAGUCCGCAUAGGCUUAUCAGGGACAACACUUUCUGCCUAAACUACAUUUUUGCUCAGAAGAGACUUUCUUUAAACAAAAAAAUAUCAUAAAAGCGGAGAGUCAUCCAUGUGUGGAAUGCAGAGGCUAAUCUGGGACGACACUUUACGCACAUGCAUUAAACCCCCUUGUGAUUAUGAUGUGUUGUUAUUCACAAAGAACACAUUUUGUAUGUACAAACUGAUUUUGUUUGCAAUAGAACCCUAUGAAAGUGGUUGUACAUGUAUUUUGUGUGUGAACAUUUGAAGAAAUUUAUCCCAAUAAAUCUUGUAUAAAACUAAGAAUGAGGAAUGCUUGUCAUGAAUGGUACCAUGUUUCCUGGACAUACAUCUGCCAUGUACAUGCUGAGUUGCAUUCUGAGAAAAAUGGGCUUAAUGCAUGUGCGUAAAGUUUCGUCCCAUAUUAGCCUGUGCAGUCUGCACAGGCUAAUCAGGGACGACACUUUACGCUUUUAUGACAUGUUUUGUUUAAAUGAAGUCUCUUAGCAAAAAACCCAUUUAGGUGGAAAGUGUCGUCCCUGAUUAGCCUGUGCAGACUGCACAGGUUAAUCUGGGACGACACUUUACGCACAUACAUUUUGCCAAGUUUCUCAGAACGCGUCUUAUGCUGAUGCUCUCUGCAAGAUAAGGUGUGUUUUGUAUUUAUUAGUUAUUAUUCUAAGAAUAAUAUUCAUAUCUAUAAACAGCCUAUCCUAUGCUAUAUGGAAAUGCUUUGGAAAAACUAGUAUUUAUUGAUGGAUGAAAUAUUUUAAAAUGAUAAUCAAAUUUGUUUUGUCAUCUUGUUGUGUUGUAUUCUCCUAUUUUAUAUUAACAUUUGUUUUAGUUAUUGAGUUACAAUUUAUUUAUAAUUGACAAUAUAAAAAUGGUCUCCAUUAUGUAGGAACAGGCUGUGUUCAAAACAGAACCAACCAUCAAGAAAAGAUGCCUAGUUUUUA
Molecule: messenger RNA, 4388 nt
Organism: Dreissena polymorpha
Lineage: Eukaryota; Metazoa; Mollusca; Bivalvia; Myida; Dreissenidae
Exons: 12
Coding region: 539-3163 (874 amino acids)
Cellular component (GO): nucleus
Molecular function (GO): metal ion binding
Source: RefSeq, a predicted model, not a curated record